AUGUCGCGCUUUCAUCACAACCGUCAGAGCAAAUCGCCCGCUGGGCGCGAGAAGAACCGUACCAGGAUUGGUUCCACUGACAGCACCGAGCCCAAAAAUGACGUGUCCCCUGAAGCCGCCGUCAUCUCCGACCCUGCGAUAGAGCUGAUCUCUGUCGAUGAAGAUGUAGACCCUAACGCUCCUGCGGGCGAUGUGGUGGGCAUCUAUGAUCUGGAUGCGACGGACGACGCCGAGUCCGUGAUAGAGUUGGUCUCUGUCGAUGAAGAUGUGGACCCUGGCGCUCCUGCGGGCGAUGUGGUGGGCAUCUAUGAUCUGGAUGAGACGGACGACGCCGAGUCCGUGAUAGAGUUGGUCUCUGUCGAUGAAGAUGCGGACCCUGGCGCUCCUGCGGGCGAUGUGGUGGGCAUCUAUGAUUUGGAAGCGACGGACGACGCCGAGUCCACGAUAGAGUUGACCUCCAUUGAUGAAGAAGUGGACCCUGAUGCUCCUGCGGGCGGUGUGGCGGGCAUCUGA
Molecule: messenger RNA, 513 nt
Organism: Coniophora puteana RWD-64-598 SS2
Lineage: Eukaryota; Fungi; Basidiomycota; Agaricomycetes; Boletales; Coniophoraceae
Exons: 3
Coding region: 1-513 (170 amino acids)
Source: RefSeq, a predicted model, not a curated record